AAAUUUGCCGCCUUGGUAGUCACCGCCUGCUGCGAUAGCGUGGUUGCAGAGCUAGCAACAAAAUGCAAUUUACGACAGGUUUUGGAAAUAAAAAAAUGUGCGGGCCAUAGUUUUGUGCAUUUGAUGAUUUUUUUUCUGGUGUGAUGGAUGUAGAAGGUCAAGUUCAGAAGCAUUUGGUCACUUUUUGCAAAGCGUUGCCGGUGCACGUGAGUUGUUGGCGGUCGGUAAUACAGGACGCUGCAAAGCCGCUGCAAACUUUGGCGAAUUUGUGUGAACAGCGACGUCACGUAACAGCGGCCAACUUGAAAACUUUUGACGAGUUUGAAGACGCGCAGAGUCAGCUGCUGUAUCAAAUAUCGUGCUUGAUCGAAGAGGAAUUCCUGGUUUUAAAGGAGUUGAUAAAUAAGUUGAGUAAGAGUUGCAAUGAUUUAAAAAACAAGCUUUUGACUUUCGAGCGGUCGACUUUAACUCUGGAUUGGGAAGAAAAUAGCGAGUUAAUAAGGGGAAGUGGAUUUCAGCCUCCAUUAUCUAGAUUACUGCAGGAUGGUUUAGAAUUCUCAAAUUUUUUGGGAAGAAGUGCUAAAAAUAUAAGCGACCGUUUCAAAUCGCUUAAUUUGGACGAUGAAAAAGCCAUUAGGGAGCUUCAAGCAUCAUUUGAUGUUAAUCUUGACGAUGGGAUUGUGGGUGCGUUGAUUGCGCUUACGCAGUAUGUCGAUAAUGUUAAAGCUAUUUUGUAGACAUUUUUUUAGUGUAAUAAACAUUUAUAUACAUG
Molecule: messenger RNA, 772 nt
Organism: Zophobas morio
Lineage: Eukaryota; Metazoa; Arthropoda; Insecta; Coleoptera; Tenebrionidae
Exons: 3
Coding region: 144-737 (197 amino acids)
Source: RefSeq, a predicted model, not a curated record